Ostreococcus tauri is the source of this 585-nucleotide messenger RNA. RefSeq names its product Superoxide dismutase, Nickel-type. Lineage: Eukaryota; Viridiplantae; Chlorophyta; Mamiellophyceae; Mamiellales; Bathycoccaceae. The transcript has 3 exons. Bases 1 to 585 code for a protein of 194 amino acids. The record is from RefSeq and is a predicted model, not a curated record. Gene Ontology annotation, molecular function: nickel cation binding; superoxide dismutase activity.
AUGCAAAUCUUCGCUCGCACCGUGAGAGGACGAACGUUGGUCGUGCGCGACGCGCGCACGGUGGGCGACGCGACGGCGGCGCUUCGCGCUCGAGGCGAGACGUUUGAUUACGUCACGAACGCGCGCGGACGCGUGUUGCGCUCGGACGACGUCGUCGAGGGCGAUUCGACGGUGCACGCGCGCGUGCGCGUGCUCGGUGGACACUGUCAGGUGCCUUGUGGGAUCUUUGAUGACCCGGCGAUGGUGGCGCAGCUGCGAGAGAUGAGCGCGACGAUUCGCAAGGCGAUGACGCAGAUCAACGAGCUGUCCGCGACGAACACUCCGCUCGCGAUUAACCAAAUGACGCGAUGGGUGAUGACGAAGGAGGAGCACUGCGCGAAGAUCAUCACCAUGAUCGGUGAGUACUGCUUGUGCCAACGCGUCAAGGCGGCGGAGAUGUCUCCGGAAGAUUACGUCGACGCGCUCAAGAUUCAUCACCUGGUGAUGCAGAACGCGAUGAAAUGCAAGCAAAAUGUCGACACGGACUUUUGCUGCCACCUCGACCACUCUCUGGACGAUCUGGCGAAGAUGUAUACCAAGGCUUGA